UGCCAGUUACCUAGCACACUUGCCAGCAGUGUCAGCGAGCACUUGACAUCUUCCUCUGGUGAAGUGGGUUUACUUGAAUUUUAAGGAAAAAAAAUGUCUCCACUUAUAAGAAGCAUUGUUGAUAUCACUGAAGUUUUCUAUGAAUAUGCCUCACAUAGUUGUGAUGGAGCAUCACUAAGCAAGAAAGACUUGAAGAACCUCCUUGAAAGGGAACUUGGAGCUGUCCUUCAGAAACCACAUGACCCUGAGACGGUAGACCUGACCCUAGAACUUCUGGAUCGCGACUGCAAUGGGCGUGUUGAUUUCAACGAAUUCCUCGUGUUCCUUUCCAAGAUUGCUCAAGCUUGCUAUUAUGCUCUUGGCCAGGCUGCAGAGCUAGAUGAGAGGAGAGCCUUGCCUAGGGAAAAGAGGAACCUGACACAAGAAGACCAAAGGAGAUUCGAGCCCCGGGACAGACAACUGGAAGAAGAACCUGGGCGCCGAAGCUGGCAGAAGAGACGUGAGCAGGAGGAGCGCGCUGAGGAGCAGACAAAGAGGCAAGAGAGGCUGGAGCAGCGCGACAGGCAACACCUAGAUGAAGAGCAGCGACUGAAAAGGCGGGAACUUCAAGAACUGGAGGAGCGCCUGGCAGAGAAAGAGCCGCUAAGCUGGAGCAAGGGUCGUGACGCUGAGGAGUUUUCUGAGGAAGCGGAACAGCAAAGGCGAGAAAGGCAAGAACUCAAGAGCGACCGCCAGACCGAAGAAAGACUGCUGCAGAAGCGCCGGCAAGAAGAGCUACGGGAACCCCUGCCGAGGCGUGAGCAGGAGCUGAGGCAAGAGCGGGAGCUGAGGCGAGAGCAGGAGCUGAGGCAAGAGCGGGAGCUGAGGCGAGCGCAGGAGCUGAGGCGAGCGGAGGAGCUGAGGCAGGAGCUGAGGCGAGACCAGGAACUGAGGCAGGAGCAGGAACUGAGGCAGGAACAGGAGCUCAGGCAGGAGCGGGAGCUGAGGCAAGAGCGGGAGCUGAGGCGAGAGCAGGAGCUGAGGCGAGAGCAGGAGCUGAGGCGAGAGCAGGAGCUGAGGCGAGAGCAGGAGCUCAGGCAGGAGCAGGAGCUGAGGCAGGAGCAGGAGCUGAGGCAGGAGCUGCGGCAGGAGCACGAGCUGAGGCGAGACCAGGAGCUGAGGCGAGACCAGGAGCUGAGGCAGGAGCAGGAGCUGAGGCGAGACCAGGAGCUCAGGCAGGAGCAGGAGUUGCUGGCCGAAGAGGAUGAGCAGACACGGGUCCGGGAACCGGAGGAGAGCAUCACCCAGAGGUGGCAGAGGCAGCUCGAAAACGAGGCAGAAGCCCGUCAGAACAAGGUCUACUCCAGGCCUCGCAGGCAAGAGCAGACGCUUCGCCAGGAGCUGCAGGACCGUCAGCUCCGGGAACAGGAGGAGGAGCGCCGAGACCUCCAAAGGCAGCGUCUGGCUGAGGAAGAGCUCCAGCGAAGCCAGUGGGUAGAGGAGCGCCUGGAACAGGAGCAGCGGUUCCGCGACAGGGAGGAGCAGCGCUCUCAGCUACGUGAGGAGGAGCAGCGCUUCCGGGAGGAGACGCGGCAGCGAGCAGAGCUCCAGGACAGCCUCCUGGAAGAACGCCAGCGGAGACGCCAGGCGGAGCGCCGGCUUCGUGAGGAGCGGCUGUUGCAAGAAGAGGAGCAGCAGCGCCAGCAGAGGGAGAGGAAAUAUCGGGAGGAGGACCUGCAGCAAGAGGAAGAGCUGCUGAGGCGGGAAGAAGAGCCGCAGAGGGAAAGGAGACGCCUGCAGCGGGAAAGGAAGUAUCAAGAGGAGGAGCUGCAGCAGGAGGAAGAGCGGCGGCAGCAGGAGGAGGUGCGACUGCAGAGGGAAAGCAGGAGCCUGCAGCAGGAGAGGCAGCAUGAAGAGGCGGAGCUGCAGGAGCUGCGGGAUGAAGAACAGCGCAGGGAUCUGAAAUGGCAGUGGCAACCAAAGAAAGAAAAUGAAUUUCGUAAUAACAGGCUCUUCUCCAAACGCAGAGAGGAUGAGGAAACUAUCCAGCAGCUGGAAGAGUCUCAGGAGCGAGAGAGACGGUUCCGUCAGGACCAGAGGGCCCUGAAAGAGGAAGAGAGGAGAGAGUUGGAGCAGGAGAGAAGGCGCCGACAGCAGCGCGACCGGCAGUUCCUAGCGGAAGAACAGCUGCAAGAAGAGCGCCAAAGGGAAGUCAGAAGACAAGAUGAGAAGCUCCGGCAGGAAGAGCAGCUCCUGAGAGAAUCGAGAAGACAGGAGAGAGAUGUUAAGUUCCUUGAGGACGAAAGGAAGCUGCAGAAGGAACGGGAAGAACAGAGGAGGCGUCAAGAACACGAGAGAGAAUUCCUGGAGGAGGAGCUGCGCCUCCAAGAACGUGAGAAAGAACUUCGACAAGAGCGCCGCCAGCAGCGUGAGGAAGAGCAGCGCCAGCUCCGCCGGGAACAAGAGCUCCGCCGGGAGCGCGAAGAAGUGCGGCGCCGCCAGGAACAAGAGCUCCGCCGAGAGCGCGAGGAACAGCAGCUGAGGGACCGAGGUUUCCGCCAGGAACAAGAGCUCCGCCGAGAGCGCGAGUCAGAGCAGCGCCGCCAGGAACAAGAGCUUCGCCGGGAACAAGAGCUCCGCCGGGAGCGCGAGGAACAGCAGCUGAGGGACCGAGGUUUCCGCCAGGAACAGGAGCUCCGCCGGGAACAAGAGCUCCGCCGGGAGCGCGAGGAACAGCAGCUGAGGGACCGAGAGCUGCGCCGGGAACAAGAGCUUCGCCGGGAGCGCGAGGACGAGCAACUGAGGGACAGACAGCUUCGCCGGGAACAAGAGCUCCGCCGAGAGCGCGAGGAAGAGCAGCUGAGGGACCGAGGUUUCCGCCAGGAACAAGAGCUUCGCCGGGAGCGUGAGGAACAGCAGCUGAGGGACCGAGGUUUCCGCCAGGAACAAGAGCUCCGCCGAGAACAAGAGCUGCGCCGGGAGCGCGAGGAAGAGCAGCUGAGGGACAGAAGUUUCCGCCAGGAACAAGAGCUUCGCCGGGAACAAGAGCUUCGCCGGGAGCGCGAGGAAGUGCAGCGCCGCCAGGAACAAGAGCUCCGCCGAGAACAAGAGCUGCGCCGGGAGCGCGAGGAAGAGCAGCUGAGGGACCGAGGUUUCCGCCAGGAACAAGAGCUUCGCCGGGAGCGUGAGGAACAGCAGCUGAGGGACCGAGGUUUCCGCCAGGAACAAGAGCUCCGCCGAGAACAAGAGCUGCGCCGGGAGCGCGAGGAAGAGCAGCUGAGGGACCGAGGUUUCCGCCAGGAACAAGAGCUUCGCCGGGAGCGUGAGGAACAGCAGCUGAGGGACCGAGGUUUCCGCCAGGAACAAGAGCUCCGCCGAGAGCGCGAGGUAGAGCAGCUGAGGGACCGAGGUUUCCGCCAGGAACAAGAGCUUCGCCGGGAGCGCGAGUCAGAGCAGCGCCGCCAGGAACAAGAGCUUCGCCAGGAACAAGAGCUCCGCCGGGAACAAGAGCUGCGCCAGGAGCGCGAGGAACAGCAGCUGAGGGACAGAAAAUUCCGCCGAGAACAAGAGCUGCGCCGGGAACAAGAGCUUCGCCGGGAGCGCGAGGAACAGCAGCUGAGGGACAGACGUUUCCGCCAGGAACAAGAGCUUCGCCGGGAACAAGAGCUGCGCCGGGAGCGUGAGGAACAGCAGCUGAGGGACAGAAAAUUCCGCCGGGAACAAGAGCUUCACCGGGAGCGCGAGGAAGAGCAACUGAGGGACAGACGUUUCCGCCAGGAACAAGAGCUUCGCCGGGAACAAGAGCUGCGCCAGGAACAAGAGCUCCGCCGGGAGCGUGAGGAACAGCAGCUGAGGGACCGAGGUUUCCGCCAGGAACAAGAGCUUCGCCGGGAGCGCGAGGAAGAGCAGCUGAGGGACCGAGGUUUCCGCCAGGAACAAGAGCUGCGCCGAGAGCGCGAGGAAGAGCAGCUGAGGGACCGAGGUUUCCGCCAGGAACAAGAGCUUCGCCGGGAACAAGAGCUGCGCCGGGAACAAGAGCUGCGCCGGGAGCGCGAGGAAGAGCAGCUGAGGGACCGAGGUUUCCGCCAGGAACAAGAGCUUCGCCGGGAACAAGAGCUGCGCCGAGAGCGCGAGGAAGAGCAGCUGAGGGACCGAGGUUUCCGCCAGGAACAAGAGCUUCGCCGAGAGCGCGAGGAAGAGCAACUGAGGGACCGAGGUUUCCGCCAGGAACAAGAGCUGCGCCGGGAACAAGAGCUGCGCCGGGAGCGUGAGGAAGAGCAGCGCCGCCAGGAACAAGAGCUGCGCCGGGAACAAGAGCUGCGCCGGGAGCGUGAGGAAGAACAAGAGCUUCGCCGGGAGCGCGAGGAAGAGCAGCUGCGGCGCCAGGAACGCGACAGAGGAUUCCGUCAGGAACAAGAGCUCCGCCAGGAACUCCAGGAAGAGCAGAGGAGGCGCCAGGAACGCGAGCAACAGGUACGCGACAGGAAAGCCCGUGAGGAAGAAGAGCUUCUUCAAGAAAGGGAGGAACUGCUGCGCCAAGAGGUUCAGGAAGAGGAGAGGCUCCGCCAGGAUAGAGAGGGACUGAAGCGUCGUCUUCAGGACCGCGAAAACAGAAAAUUCCCCCGAGAGCCGGAGCUCAGGAAAGAAAGGGAAGAGCAAGAACUGCGUCGCCAGGAACGUGAGCAGCAGCUUCGCCUAGAGCGCCAACAGGGAGACAGAAAAUUCCGUGAGGUAGAAGAGCUUCGCCAGGAAGAAGAGCAGCGGCGCCGCCAGGAGCAUGACAGGAAAUUCCCGGAAGAGAAACAGCUGCAGCAGGACCAGCAGUUGCGGAGGCAGAAGCGAGAUGAUCAGUACCUGGCUGAGGAGCAAUUUGCCAGGGAUAAGAUUCGCCUUCAGGAACAAGAACUACGUAAGGAAGAGGAACAGAGGCGUCGCCAAGAGCGGGAGAGAAAAUUUCAAGAAGAGCAGAUCCGUCGGCAGGGGGAGCAGAGGCGCCGCCAGAUCCUGGAGUCUGGCACGCGCCAGUUUGCCAACGUGCCAGUGCGUUCCAGCCCCCUCUACGAGUACAUCCAAGAGCAGAGGUCUCAAUACCGUUCUUAGAGGAUGCUCCCAACAUCCUGGCACCAGCCAAAGCUACAAGCAAAAGAAAAUGAGAAACGCAGAUGAUAACCCGUGUGUUUCUGGUUGUGGGAAAACUCUCUAAUCUUAGACCGUAUCUUUUCCUCCUGAAUCUUAAACUAUACCUAUUUCUUUUCUUUCGAUUCCUGUCUUUUAUUCUUCCUCGGGUAGUUUCUUUAUUGCAAGAUGUCUUUGAGUGCUGAUAUGAUGUGCACUUUUUAAAAAUAAGCCAUUUAAUUUUUAAAGGAACUUUGUUUGAGAAGCACAUUGAUUUAUUGCUUUCACAAAUAAUAAGAAUAAUGUAGCAAUUUGAUAUUCAAAAUAAUUGGACCACUAUUUUUAGUAGUGGAUCAUCUUGUCUACAGCUUUCAUUUUAUGUUUAAAUUGACACUUUCUUUGGUCUAGAUUUCAUUUGUCUUUACCUCCAAAUAGUUUUCUCAGUUUUUAUUACAUAAUUGCAACAGAUCCCAUUGUCAGGCUGAAAUUCUACAGUCCUCAAAUAAUGCAAGGGUGAAGGAUGAUUUAUACAGAAAAAUACCAUAUGAAAUCAGUUCAUAACUGGACGAAAUAUCUAAUAAGAAAACGGCUGGGACAGAAAAUUAGAAUUUGGCAUUAUGUUUUUAUACUUAGCAUCACCUAAAAUCUCAUGAAGUGAAAGCAAGGUGUUUCUCAAACAACUCAAAUUUUAAAAUGCUGUAAUUUGUAGAGCUCUGUUCCAUUUUUCCAAAUUUUGAAGGGUUUGAGAAUAUUACUACUUUUGUACAGUUUGGUUUGGAGGGAAUCUACUCAAGAUCCUGUAAACAUCUUUCUUGUUUGGGUCCAACAAAAGUUCACACUGUGGUGGAAGAAGGAAAGAGGAAAGUGUAUGAACAGAGAACAAAUUUCUAGAGGUCUCUUGGCUAGACUUAUCAGCCCACAAUCCUUCAAGGCCUUACACUGCCUUAAAGACAUUCUUGUUCAAAUAACUGGACUGUAAAAAACAAAAAACAAAAAAAUCUCAAUAAAUGUUUGGCAAAUAA
Molecule: messenger RNA, 6116 nt
Organism: Acomys russatus (golden spiny mouse)
Lineage: Eukaryota; Metazoa; Chordata; Mammalia; Rodentia; Muridae
Gene: Tchh
Product: trichohyalin
Exons: 8
Coding region: 94-5079 (1661 amino acids)
Biological process (GO): intermediate filament organization
Molecular function (GO): transition metal ion binding; calcium ion binding
Source: RefSeq, a predicted model, not a curated record